This is a messenger RNA of Lithohypha guttulata, 1392 nucleotides long. RefSeq names its product Lissencephaly-1 (gene LIS1). The transcript has a single exon. NCBI's taxonomy places the organism in Eukaryota, Fungi, Ascomycota, Eurotiomycetes, Chaetothyriales, Trichomeriaceae. Gene Ontology annotation, cellular component: nuclear envelope; cytoplasmic microtubule; kinetochore. The record is from RefSeq and is a predicted model, not a curated record. Bases 1 to 1392 code for a protein of 463 amino acids. Gene Ontology annotation, molecular function: microtubule plus-end binding; dynein complex binding. Gene Ontology annotation, biological process: establishment of mitotic spindle orientation; vesicle transport along microtubule; nuclear migration.
AUGAGUCAACUGCUCACCUCGCGCCAGGCCGAGGAACUACAUAAGUCUAUGGUUGCAUAUCUGCUGAGUAUAGGCAUGGCUGAAACUGCUGCAGCCCUGCGGCAGGAAGCCAGGCUGACCGAUGCUGAAGGCUUUGACGAUGCUACCGCGAAGAAGUACGAGACGUUGCUAGAGAAGAAAUGGACGUCCGUUGUGCGCUUGCAGAAGAAGAUCAUGGACCUGGAGGCCAAAAACCAUGCUUUGCAGCAGGAGUUGGAUAACGCUACACCUCUGUCUUCGAAUCGCAAGAUCGACCCACAAACAUGGCUGCCACGAAGUCCACCCAAACAAACAUUAGCAGGCCACAAACAGCCUGUGACCAGUGUCGCUUUUCAUCCAGUCUUCAGCGAUCUAGCCUCCGCUUCAGAAGAUGGAACUAUACGGAUAUGGGACUACGAGCUAGGUGAAUGCUUGCGCACCUUAAAAGGACACACCAGGGCCGUGCUGGAUCUUGACUUUGGUGGUCCAAGAGGUGGCACACUCUUAGCUUCAUGCUCAUCUGAUCUGACCAUCCGACUUUGGGACCCUAGUGACGAAUACAAGAACAUCCGCACCUUGCCCGGCCAUGAUCACAGUGUCUCUUCUAUCAGGUUUAUCCCUUCUGGAGCAGCCGGCGCUCCUUCUUCUGGUAAUCUUCUGGUCUCCGCCAGCAGAGACCAAACCCUGCGUAUUUGGGACGUGACGACCGGGUAUUGCCUCAAGACUUUCCGAGGACACACCGAAUGGGUUCGGGCAGUAACACCCUCGCUCGAUGGCCGAUGGCUCCUCUCUGCCGGAAACGAUCGCGUGCCACGUCUCUGGGAUACCAAUACCGGAGAAGUAAAAAUCACUUUUGAAGGCCACGAGCAGUUCCUCGAAGCUGUCGCAUUCGCCCCUCCCUCAUCGUACAGAUACCUAUCCGACCUCGCUGGCUACAAAAAGCCACCACCGCCACAAUCUCAUGGCGAAUUCCUCGCCACUGCCGGCAGAGAUCGUGUUAUUAAGAUCUGGGACAACAGAGGCACCUGUCAUAAAACGCUCGUCGGUCACGAUAACUGGAUCAAAGCUAUUCUUUUCCACCCUGGUGGUCGAUACUUGCUUUCCGUCUCGGAGGACAAGGCAAUCAGAUGUUGGGAUCUGAGCCAGGAGGGGAAAUGUGUCAAGGUAAUAAGCGAUGUGCAUGAACAUUUCAUCACGGAUAUCAGGUGGGCGCCGGACAUGAACACGCAGGUCAAUGGAAGUGCGAACGAGACCAAUGGGAGUUCGAUACCUGGCCAGCAGGACGAUAAAGGUGGUGGAGCCGCGACUACCAGGAUUAGAUGCGUAAUUGCCACGGCCAGUGUAGAUUUAAACGUGAGGGUGUUUGCUGGCUGA